Lingula anatina is the source of this 2194-nucleotide messenger RNA. RefSeq lists its product as uncharacterized. NCBI's taxonomy places the organism in Eukaryota, Metazoa, Brachiopoda, Lingulata, Lingulida, Lingulidae. The record is from RefSeq and is a predicted model, not a curated record.
GAAUGCGCGACAGGUAACAGUCGGGCUUUCAAAAUGGCGAUUUUAAGGAAGUGUAUGUGUUGGACUGUUCAAGACGGCGCGUGGGUCUCGGCAGUAUGGACAUUAGUCACUUCAAUCAUCUCAUUUAUCAUGUUCUUUGUGGACCUGGCAGACUUUGCAGGGAAAAGCUGGGGACUCCCACAAUGGCCCUUUGCCUUUGAUGUGGACUGGAGGAUGCAUGUGUGGAAAGGAUUUCUUGCUUGUGACAUUGUGAUGUUAGUUGCCAAUAUACUGCUAAUAAUGGCCGCAGCUUUAGUAAUGCAUGGAUUGAAAAAAAUGACAAUAGAUCGUGCCAUCCUUGCAUGUAAGUGGUUCUGUGUAAUCAUGGCCCUGUACGAGCCAGUAGAGCUAGGUAUUGUGAUAUACAUGUUCUCCUGGUAUGGAGCUAAUAUUUGGAGGUUUGUGUGGCAGGUCUGGUGGUUCAUGUUCUGGCUCAUCAGGUUCUUUGUAAAUAUUGUAGCUGCCCUAUGUAUUUACUCUCGAGCCCAGGAGUUGACUUAUGACCUGAAAUACGGAUCACAGGACCUGAAUGGAUACUUUCCGAGUACAUUUGAAAUGGGGGUCAAGAACCCUGGCUAUAGCUAUGCAUAGAGAAACUGGUAGUAUGUACUUUAGCAACAUGUUAAGGUUAUGAGAUAAAUCAACGUCCCAAUUAAAACAUGUAAGCAACAUGGACUACCCUCUGUUAGUGACAUUGCUUUCUUUAAUUAUUUUUUCCCUUUGAAAUCUCAGACUUAUCAAAUUUUUGUCAGAAUAAGUCAGUAAAAAAUACUGGGCUGUUUGGUACAUGGAGGGAAGGUUUCCUUGCACUCUGCACUCAUUGUAUUGUUAUCAGUGACAGUAAGGGAAGUUUCUGUUGCACUGCUACCAGUAUUUGUUUGUUGCAACUUGACCAAAGUUUUAUUUAAGGCAAAAAUUGAAUUUCCAUGAAAUCUUGACAACAUCAUCUAAUUUACUCCCUCUUUAUCCAAGUACUCUGCUGCUGUGUUCCAUUUCUUGUUUUGACAUAACAAAUCAUACUCAUUUGAAUAGACCAAACUAUAAAGGAUUAGAAACUGAAAGCUAAAACUUGAGGCAUAAUGGCAGUGGAAUAGUUACAUGUUUUUAGUAUAAUUUCAAUUUUGAGGUCCAAGAAGAAAAUUAUACUCUCUUGAUAUGUUAAAAAAGCACUUUUCAAGUGAAAAUUAUGAAUAACAUUUUCAGAACGGACACAGUUGAGACACAAAAUAGAUGGUUCAGAAUCUCACUGAUAAAUUGACAUUCCUUUUGUUGUGAUUAGUUACUGGAAAAAAAGGUUGUGAGUUAGGUCUAUGUUUCUCUUUGGGUGAAUUAGUUCUUGCAUACACUGAAUAGUUACAUCGCUACGUACAUGUUUAUAUGUGUCAUCAGAAUAUGGAUUCAUUGUGCCACUAACAAAUUUCUAACAGGUAUGAAGGUGGAAUGGUUAAAUAGGUAAAUAUUCCAUCUGUAUACUAGUUUAUACUAGAUUGUUAUUGCUACAGUGAAUUUGUACUCUGUUCUAUGCAUAGGUUUAAGCCUGUUUCAGGGAGAGGGUUAUCAAGUUGAGAGAUAUCACCUCUUGUCAUUAUCAUGCAUAGGACUUGGAAAAGAAAAAUGUGUAUAGAUUGAAUUAAGUAGUUAAUUAAUAAGAAACUUUUGUUUCAUAACUUUGUUUAGAGUAGGGUGAAAAGCCACAAUAAUUUUAGCGUGUUAUUGUUAUAAAGCCUUUGCCAUUAGUUCACAGACAUUUCUGCAUUUUGAUACAAUUAAAUUGUACAUUUCUGUGUAAAUCUGCUAUCUGUAGAUAAUGUAGGAUACUUUUUUUACUGCCUCUUAUAUAGCGGACAAUGGAAUGAUGGCCAUUUUGUAUAUAUUCUUUAUAUGCUGUACAUCUUAGAAGAGGAUAUUUGCUUUUUAACAAAACGUUGGUUGUGACUCAAAAUAUUUUACUCAGAGAAAACAGCACCUACAAAGGUUGCGGACGGUGCUUUUAUGUUGUAGAAUAUGUCAGGUGAUCUUAAAGGACCGCAAACUUGUUUUUGUAUGCCUUAUCGGCAACAAACUAUUCCAAGACUCGAAUGCAGAUGAAAUGAAAUUUUAUGUACAUUUAAAUACUUUCAAAUUUGAAAAAUAAUAAAACUUGUUUUUAGAUUAA